Messenger RNA from Aethina tumida (small hive beetle), 3088 nucleotides. RefSeq names its product protein toll-like. Gene Ontology annotation, biological process: toll-like receptor signaling pathway; immune response. Gene Ontology annotation, cellular component: membrane. Gene Ontology annotation, molecular function: transmembrane signaling receptor activity; protein binding. Bases 90 to 2987 code for a protein of 965 amino acids. The record is from RefSeq and is a predicted model, not a curated record. The transcript is spliced from 5 exons. NCBI's taxonomy places the organism in Eukaryota, Metazoa, Arthropoda, Insecta, Coleoptera, Nitidulidae.
UCCAGUCUGUAGUUAUAAGGUGCCAUCAGUAUUGGAUUGUGUAUAAGUGUGUGGUCCAAUUUUUUACAAUUGUUUACAUUGUACCAGACAUGUAUGUACUCACAUUAAUAUUGCUAUUAAUGGCAGUGCCUUCUUACUCUAAGAUAAAAUGUGUGAGACAAACAGAAUGCGGCUGUUUCGAUGAUGAUGAUUAUUUAGAGUACUAUUGCGAAAAAUCCCAAAACACCAUCCAGGUGGACAAACAAACUAAAAUAGUACAAGUGGACUGUUUCUCACCAUCGCCUUUGGAUCAGUCGGACCUUCCUCAAAUUGACGUUAGUGAACGAGUAAGUCUUGACUUUUUCAAAUGCGGACCCCCAAGGACGAAUUAUCUUUCAAUUCUACGAAAGAUGAAUGUAAAAAACAUAUCUGAACUUUCGUUUGAUGGCAUCUUCGACAAUCAACAUGUGACGAUUUUCUCUGAAGAUAUGUUUCACGGAACGGAGGUUAUUGAGGCUUUGAAAAUACAGAACGUUAAAUUUUUGCAAAUUGAAGAGAAUAUCUUAGAAGCUGUGCCCAAGUUGAGGGAGUUUACUGUACAUUUUAGUAAUAUAACAAAUACGUUGAAUUUAAACUUCUCCUCAGUACAAAAUCUUACAUAUUUACAAAUGAGUUCCAUCGGGUUGCAAGAAAUUCCCCUAAAUGAAUACAACAACUUACCACAACUAAAGUGGGUGUUGUUAUUUAACAACAACAUUAAAACGUUAGGAACAAAUGCAUUUAAGGGUGCUGUUAACAUACAACUACUGGAGCUGAGCAGUAAUAAAAUAGAAACCAUACAUGGGAAUACUUUUCAAAACUUGAACAGCUUAUACGUUCUUAGUUUGUUUAAAAACAACAUUUCGGAUAUCACCAAAGAUUCGUUCAAACAUGCGAAGAAUUUAUAUAUCAUACGUUUGGAAUUCAAUCCAAUGUUAAGACUCCACGAUUAUGCUUUUGCACAUAUGACAAAUUUAACGAAAAUAUCCCUAAAUAAUUGUAACAUACAGAAGCUACCGGCAAAUUUGUUCAAAGGCUCAACAAACUUACAAGAUGUGAAACUGGAUAACAACCAGCUGUCGACAAUUCCUAACAAGUUCUUCGAUUCAUUAAGCAAGAUGAAAAAAUUAAGGCUGGAUCACAACAACAUACAAGUGUUACCAAUAGAUAUUUUCGAGCCUCUUGAAUCACUGGAGGAAUUAAAUUUGGGACACAAUUAUCUAACUGCAAUAAACUCAAAGUUAUUUUAUAAACUUGACAAUUUAAUGAAAUUGAACUUAUGGAACAACCAAAUUGAGAAUAUAGAAGGUCCCUUGUCAAAUAUGAAACUUGAAGAGCUUGAUUUGUCUGACAAUAAAAUAGCAACGAUUGAAUUCAAAUUUAACAAUUUAAUUGACUUGAAGUACCUCAAUUUGAGUAGGAAUAUGUUGGAAAGUGAAGUCAUUCCGAAUACCAUACACAAAAUAGAAGAUAUUGAUAUGUCAUUCAAUAGGAUUAAAAACAUUUCGUUGAUGGCUUUAUCCAAUGUCAACGCCAAUAGAUUUACUGUAAACCUAUUAAAUAAUGAAAUUUCCAAGAUUGAUAGCAUAAUUUAUUCCCAUUCAGAUGACGAUAAGCAAGAAAUAACACUUUUCUUGGACAACAACCCAAUUGAUUGUGAUUGUUACAAUUACAAUUUUAUAAAGAACUAUCCGGAUGUUAGAAAUGCAAACAAGAUUUUCUAUAUUAAAAAUCACGAACAAUUAACGUGCACAUCAGGUAUUCGUGUAGCGGAUCUAACCAAACAUUUGGACACUAUUAAGUGUCCAAUGAGUAACUUAUUGGCUCAGGAGUACACAUGUACAGACAGUUGCGACUGUUUUUGGAAACCACAUAACAAUACGUUUGGAAUGGACUGUUCCAACAGGAAUCUCACCCAAGUACCUACAUUUGUCGCCCCUUUGAAUUGUAGUAUAUGGAACCAAGUUUAUCGCAUUAAAAAUAUAGAGAUUAAUUUGAGUAACAAUUCUUUGGAGGAGGCUCCAACUUCGCAGGAUGGAUAUGAAGGUGUGACCGAGAUGAAUUUAUCUAAAAAUAAAAUUGGAAACAUUAACUGGAUACCUCCUCACAUACAGAAAUUAUACUUAAGCCACAACCGUUUGACUGCGAUGAAUGACACAGUUGUGGACAAACUAAAUGGUUCCAUAAAAUAUUUGUCACUUGAUGGGAAUCGUUGGACGUGUGACUGUUCUGCUUUAAAACUUCAACAGUUUUUAAUCCAUAACAUUAAGCAGGUUGGGGAAAGACACGUUUAUUGUGAAGACAGUAAUGUAAAAAUCAUACAAAAUUCUGAACUUUGCAACUACACAACCUUAAUUGUAUCGACUGCAGCUCCAAUCGUGGUCAUAAUUCUCUUCAUUGCAUUUGGAUUGGCAAUGUAUUAUAAAUGGCAGGAGGAAAUAAAAGUUUGGUUGUACCACAAAAAUCUGUGCCUUUGGUGGGUUACUCAAGAAGAACUGGAUAAAAACAAACAGUACGAUGCGUUCCUCAGCUUCUCACACAAAGAUGACGAAUUUGUUUUAAAAACUCUGGUCCCCUUUUUAGAAUCGGACAGUAAUGCCUACAAGUUAUGUGUCCAUUAUAGAGAUUUUGUGGUUGGUGCACACAUUGGAGAGCAAAUUACAACCACAAUUGCCAACUCCAGAAGAACCAUAGUGGUCCUGUCGGAAAACUUCAUCGAAAGUUGUUGGGCUAAAAUAGAAUUCCGCACAGCCCAUUCAAUAGCAUUGUCUGAAGGCACAUCACGAGUCAUCAUAAUUAUAUAUGGCGAUGUAGAAGAAUCAAAUUUACCCAGUGAAAUUAAAGCCUAUCUUCGCACCAAUACUUAUGUGAAAUGGGGAGAUCCCUGGUUCUGGCAAAAGUUGUCAUAUGCCAUGCCACAUAAAAAAUUGUGUAACGUUGUGCACAAUACUAAAAUAUUACCUAUCUGACAAAUUACUUAAAUUUUAUUGAAAAUAUUUUGUAAAUAGUUUAACAGUAUAAUUUUAUUUAAUGUGCAAAUAAUAAGUGAUUAUAUGUGUUUUAAAGUAUA